AGAAAAAAUCUAUCAACAAAAACAGGAAGUUAGUUCCAUUUCUGCAGAUGUGUCUGAUCAGUUUGACAACCUCGUAUGGACUUUGUCAUCGGAUUUUAUUUUUCGGAUGAAGUCUGCUCCGAUUUUAACUGUGUAGUUCAGGUGUGAAGUCCCGUAAACAAUGAAGAUACUACCGCAUCUGGCUGGCUACCUGGGCACUGAAAUGCCAAAGUCCUAAGGUUACAUUGACGAUCACCAUGUGUUUCACACAAAAGAUGACAGGGAGAUGCACGUAACGUUAUCUCCUCUCCCUUUUUAAGUUUCUGCUUCAGGUAACACUGAAGUGAGUUAUGACACAACAUUAGCUGUUUUGUCUUGUAUGAGUAUAAAUGCAAGAGGAAGCAUGGGUGAUGUGAUCGUGCUCAGCUCAGACAGUGAAGAAGAGGACUCUGAUGUGGAGAUAAUGGGCUCUUACAAGCACUUUAUGACCAAAGGCGACCCGGACCCGCUGCCCCUGUCGGAGGUUCGAGUGGACGUUGAUGCCUUGAAAGUAAACGUCCCAACGCAAUAUAUCAACCUCACAGACCCAAAGUGGAGUCUUCCAGACCUGAAGCUGCGCAAAAGGAAAAGUUCAGCUCCCUUGGCAGUGAUGGACUUGACUGAGAAAAGCACAGCAAAUGUGAAAAAAGCAGACAAUUUUAAAAUGAUAGAAAAAGGCACAACAAAAAAAACUUUGAAUGAACAAGAUUGCAACUUAAAAAGAAGCACAUUAAGUGGUCCAACUGCUCCAGAGCAAGACCAGUUGAACUCUGAGGAGAAGCAGAGAUAUCAAGAACAACACCGAACCCAGACUGCUCAUGAAAACCUUAGUGUACCAACUGUGAAAAUCAAUCGACUACCAUUUCUUGAAACUCAUGUCACUGAAAUUAAAACUUCAUGUUCUGUCUUUUUAACCAAAGAUUGUAUGCCAAUGUCACUGAACAUCCGUCAACCACGCAGAGUUGGAGAAACAUCACAGUGCACAGAGAUGCUCAUCCCCUCUCUAUCAUCACCAAUUUCAUCUGAUGAUAAAGCACACAGUUCCAACCCAGGACCACAGAUAUCAGAGGCAGCAGACAAUGUACAAAGCUGUCUCUCUGAUCACUCGAGCCACUUCCCUGCAACUGGACUAAGCCCCUCUGAGCCUGCCAACCUCCACUCUCAGCCCCAAACAAGCCUCAAAUCACAGGACCACACGAGACAAGUUGAACCAGUGCCCGCCUCUAAACAUACACCAUCCGCUGACACGUCUGAAUGGCAAACAAAGGAGUUUAAAGAUGAUGAGGCAUCAAAUGGUUCUGACAUCCUUCACUGGAACAUUCCUGUAACUAAAAGUGAGGACUUCCAUGGCGGAUCUGAGAGCGGGCAAUACGGAGGGUAUGUGGUAAAUGAUAGUCCACUGUCUUUUCUGUGGCAAGAGGGGAUUGAUGAAGAACAGGCGGAGUCAGAGACCAGAUUGGAUAUGGACUUCAGGGCUGCCAGUCUGGAGGAUAGGCGUUUUGUUUGCCCAGUUACUUUCAGGAAAAUAAUGUCUGGACUGACUGUAAGCAUGACUGAUGAAGUAGAAGAAGGUUCAGGAUCUCCACGUGUGCUGUGUCGUCAGAGCCUGAGUCUGGUGUACAGUACCAUUGAUGAGAACUACCCAGAGGGCACUUUACAGCUCUUGUCUGAUCUGCUGAAGCCUGGUUACUACCCUCCCAAGGAUAUCACCGUCCACCUGCUGCAUGAUAUUCUGCUGAACCAACAGUGUCCCUAUCACCUGUGUGUGCAGGCUUUUAAUCUGCUGAUGAGGACACAGAGACACCACAUGGCUGAUAAAACCACAGUUCCAUGGGACUGGGAGUCGUUGAGUACUCUCAUGGCCAAUCAGGACCUCACAAAGAAACAUCGGACUGAGGUGGUGCGCAUGCUCCUGGAGUAUGUUGUGCAGACUUUGGAGGAUGACUUCCAGGUGAAGUAUUCCUCCUCUACCCUCCAUCUCUCCAUCGCAAAGGUGACACUGUCAUGUGAUCAGAAGUUCCCUUAUGUCAGGGAUGUCAUCAAGUGGCUCAUCUCUGCAAUCAUGAAAUCGACAGAGCACGGACAAAGGAGAGAACUGGCCAGAGAGAGAAAUGAACAUGUCAGAGUGGUGUCCAUCCUCCAGAGGAUGCUGUCCUUGGCUGUCGAGGUUGACCGGUCUCCAGCUCUCACCUCUGCCAAACUGUCCCAGGAGCUAUUCCAUAUGCUCAUCGGCAAUGUGCCCCUACGAGCUCACAGGAUGCUGUUGCUGGAAAGCCUGCAGAGUAAACUGCUGAGAUGUAAGCUGUUGGAACAUCUGUUGGAUUAUGCAUGCCCACUGAAAAUAUCUCUUCCCAUGUCACUCAGUCUUCUGCUGCACUUUCUAAUGACCUGCACUCUGGAACCUGACCCCAUGGAUGGUACUGAAAGGUGGAAGAAGUGGGAAGAGUUGGUCCACCUUCUUUGGAUGUUGCUGCUCAGCUAUAACCAAGCAAUGAAAGGCUUUCUGUGCAGCUCAGUGGGUGAACAGAACUGCAAAGUUGGCACCCUGGUCUACAAGCAGGAUGAUAAGGUAUCCAAAGCUGCUGUUCGUGAAGCUGUAGCGGCCUUCCAUUCCAGAUCCUAUGCUGACCUCGGCCAAGCCUUACCUCUUCAUGUGGACGAGUCCCUUGGUUAUCUUCAGGAUUACCUGCUAGAUGUCUGCCAGUGCUAAAGAAACAAUUAUAUUUGUUGUCAAUCUCUUAAAAAAUUGUAUGUAUUAAUUUAAUAUUUAUAUUUUUGUAUGGAUUGACUUGUUAAAGUUUGUUUUUUAUCUAAAUAAAGGCUGGGCCUUGGUGCACUGUU
Molecule: messenger RNA, 2859 nt
Organism: Notolabrus celidotus (New Zealand spotty)
Lineage: Eukaryota; Metazoa; Chordata; Actinopteri; Labriformes; Labridae
Gene: simc1
Product: SUMO interacting motifs containing 1
Exons: 10
Coding region: 359-2728 (789 amino acids)
Source: RefSeq, a predicted model, not a curated record